AUGGAAAGUCCCAAGAUCCGGCGCGUCGUAAUUCUAUAUCCCUUGCUACUGGCGAAUGUAAUUUGUGGGAGACAAAUAUGCAUUGACGUCGGUAGUGAUCAAUUCAGUUGCACUCAUGAUUUUUUCGCGACAAGGUAUCAGGUAGAUGGGUCAACCAUUGAUGUAGGCGUCACGCAACGGAUUGAUGGUUCUGAAAUUGAAAAGGCGGCCAUACGCGAAGUCUUGGCUCGAAUGGAUAGUUAUUUUUUCAACGAAGUACUUGCCAUGCCUGAGUAUGAAUACGCAAGGCCAAGGUGCAAGAACACGAAUGAGCUCUGCGCCUUUUGGAGUUCUGUCGGGGAGUGUGAAUCAAACAGAGUUUUCAUGCUCAGUAACUGUCCAGCUGCAUGCCGCUUCUGCCUGUUGUUGAACUCGGGUCUGGCCUGA
This is a messenger RNA of Cylindrotheca closterium, 426 nucleotides long. The record is from the annotation of a GenBank genome assembly. NCBI's taxonomy places the organism in Eukaryota, Bacillariophyta, Bacillariophyceae, Bacillariales, Bacillariaceae.